UCAAAUCCAAUCUUCCCAUGUUAUUCUCAAACCUUGUUCAUUUUGUUUCAAGAAUCUAUUGACUAAAUUUAUGAAAAUUUCUCUACAUGUUGUGAGAUCAGUUAGAUGGAUUCAAGAAAAAGGUUAUCAUAUAACAUAAUUUGAGCCUGAACAAAUCAAAAGAUUAGGGAGAUAUGGAUAGAGACAAUAAUACAGAAAAAGACCCGCGAUGCACACAAUUCACAGUGAUGAAGGUCGCGAAUAUCGCGGUGAAUAUGUUGGUUUUCAUCAUCAUAUUAGCGUUGUGCAAUGUUUUGCACAUGAUAUUACGCCCUUACUCCCAACCUCGCAUCAUUUCUGAAGCCAUUGUAGGAUUCGUUUUGAGCAACCUACCAUUUCUACGUAACAAUUUCGACGAAGAUGCCAAUAUGGCGCUUGGCUAUGUAGCCGAGUUUGGGAUAAUCUUACACAUGUUUGUUAUGGGUCUUGAAAUAGAUCCUAAGAUAUUUACUCGGUUACCAAUUCGUGAACUGAAAGUGGCAUGUAGCGGGUUAGUAUUGACUUUUCUGCUAGCGGUUUUUGUGACCCCAAUGUUAAAUCUAAGUUAUGAGUCAAAUAUUGAGUCUGAUGUCUUCAUCUCACUCAUGGUAGCGGGUACAGCCUCCCCUCUCCUCACACGUAUCGUUAACGACUUCAAGAUUGCGAAAUCUGACAUUGGUCGCUUCUUGAUUUCUACUGCUGUCCUAUCUGAUCUCAUUUGCAUUCUUGUAUUGACUAUAGCAUAUAUAGUUUUUGAUCCUGUCGAAGGUUUUGCACUCCGGUCAACAAAAGAGAUCCUUCUUAUGGUUGGAGUUCUAGUAGUUCAGCAGAUUUUGGCGGCUAAAUUCAUCCCGUUACUUAUGAGGUGGGUGGAUAGUCAAAAUCCGCCUGGCAAGUUAAUGAAAGGUUCACACUUGAUCGUCUCAAUAGCAAGCCUAGUUCUCGUUUGUAGUCUUUCACCACUGAUUGCACGUUUCAACAUGAUGUUAAGUUCUUUUUUGGCUGGAAUUGUCAUGCCUCGAGAUGGGAGGUUAUCAAAGUUGUUAAGCGGCAAAGUCAAGUACUUCUUCGGACUUCUCUUCUUUCCGGCGUUCAUGUUUUGGGUUGGUUUUGAAGUUGACUUCUCUGAAUUCGAUGCUGGCGACCCACUCACAUGGGCUAGCAUAUUUUUCCUCUUUGCAGUAAUACUUGUGGGAAAAAUUUUAGGGAGUGUUAUCUGUGGGGUUAUUUUAGGGUUUCAUUGGCAGGAUUCGGUUGCUACAGGUUUGCUUCUUGGCAUCAAGGGCCACUUCCAUAUCUUCGUCGCCAUCUUGGCCAAGCAAAGAAGCAUAAUUAGUCCUUCCAGCAGCAUUAUUAUGAUAUUGGUUUGCUUCCUCACAUUCAUCUAUGCCCCGAUGGUCGUUAAGAACAUCAUAGAGCGUGCAAGAAAACGAUCACCAACACAAUUAAUGGCACUACAAUGGCUUAAUCCAUCAAAUGAGUUGCGAAUAGUACUAUGCAUCCAUGGUCCUGAAAACGUCCAAUCAGCCAUUAACUUCAUGGAAAUCUCACAUGGACAAAUGGAACCCAGAAUGAUGGUCUAUGUGAACGAUAUGAUUGAGUUGACAGAAACCACAGCCUCCACAGUGGCACGUGGAGAAGGGGUGGAUGCAAUGACCAUAACGGAUCAAGGUGUUGUAGAAAUGAGAGAAAACAUCACCAACACGAUUGAUACUUAUGUUAAGGACCAAUGUGAAGGGAUUGAUGUACGAAGGAUGCUUACACUUUGUCCUCUCGCAACUAUGCAUCAUGACAUUUGUACACUCGCAGAGGAUUUGUUGGUUUCGUUGAUCAUCCUCCCGUUUCACAAGAAUCAGCAACCAGAUGGGAAGUUAAACACCAACUAUUUAGGGUUCCGAAGUGUCAACAGAAAGGUCCUAAGGCACGCACCGUGUUCAGUUGGGAUUUUGGUGGACAGGGGUCUCGGAUCUACCCAAUUAUCGAGAGCAACAAAAUGCAUCACUGCAGCCAUCAUUUUCAUAGCAGGCAAAGAUGACCGUGAAGCACUUGCCUAUGCUGGUCGAGUGGCCCGACACCCUGGGGUGAAACUCACAGUCAUAAGAUUCCUACUAGACACUAAUGGAAACAACGUAUCAUCAAGGAUUACACGGGCCCGGGCCAACACAACAGAAUUUGAGGAAGAAAUGAAGCAAGAUGACGAGUACUUUGCAGAUUUUUAUGAUAGACAUGUAGCCACAGGACAUGUUGCAUACAUGGAAAAGUACCUUUCACAUUCAGGUGAAACAUAUUCAACAAUCAAGUCAUUGGAAGGAGAAUAUAGUUUAUUUAUCGUGGGACGAGGGUCAAGAGUUAACACAACUUUAACAGCUGGUAUGAAUGACUGGGAAGCCUGCCCUGAGUUAGGUCCGAUUGGAGAUAUUCUAACGUCUUCCGAUUUCUCAACUACAGCUUCUGUGUUAAUUAUCCAGCAGCAUAAACUCAGGGGAAAACUUCAGGGCCUACAUGAAGAGUUCUCUAUAAUGUAAUUUGUUAGGAAAAGAACUUUUGGGCAUUUCAAUUGGUAUAAAUGUAAAAUGGCAAGAAUGAAACACACUAAUGGAGAUGUUCCACUACAAUAGUUGUUUCUAGGACAAUACAGUUGAGUAGGCAAUUCUCACCCAUUUACUGAACAGUGAGCUGAUUCGGAUUAUGUCCUCAUCUCUGGCCAGUCAAAUAACAAGAAACAUGUUACAAGUCACCUAAAGCAUAUGCUUAAUCCAUAAAACCAC
This is a messenger RNA of Erigeron canadensis, 2786 nucleotides long. Its product is annotated as cation/H(+) antiporter 28. NCBI's taxonomy places the organism in Eukaryota, Viridiplantae, Streptophyta, Magnoliopsida, Asterales, Asteraceae. Gene Ontology annotation, molecular function: antiporter activity. Bases 174 to 2543 code for a protein of 789 amino acids. Gene Ontology annotation, cellular component: membrane; endomembrane system. The record is from RefSeq and is a predicted model, not a curated record. The transcript is spliced from 4 exons. Gene Ontology annotation, biological process: proton transmembrane transport; regulation of pH.